Messenger RNA from Exaiptasia diaphana, 1115 nucleotides. Its product is annotated as piwi-like protein 1. Gene Ontology annotation, cellular component: P granule. The record is from RefSeq and is a predicted model, not a curated record. NCBI's taxonomy places the organism in Eukaryota, Metazoa, Cnidaria, Anthozoa, Actiniaria, Aiptasiidae. Gene Ontology annotation, biological process: regulatory ncRNA-mediated gene silencing. Gene Ontology annotation, molecular function: protein binding; piRNA binding.
CUUAAGAACCUCAUGGUUGUUGGCAUUGAUUGCUACCAUGACUCAGCAGAGAAAGGCAGAUCUGUUGGUGGUUUUGUAGCCAGUUUGAACCAAACCCUAACUAGAUACUACUCAAGGUGUACAUUCCAGCAUCAACACCAAGAAUUGAUCGAUGGCCUUAAAGUAUGCAUGACAGCUGCUCUAAGGAAGUACCAGGAGGUAAAUCAAUCACUUCCAGACAGGAUUAUCAUCUUUAGAGAUGGUGUAGGGGAUGGUCAGUUAAAUUAUGUUAUAGAACAUGAGGUCAGCCAGCUCCUCCAGAGUUUCAAGGGAAUCCAGGAAGGAACAGAGUACAAGCCCAAAUUUGGUAUGGUGGUUGUGAAGAAACGCAUCCAAAACAGACUGUUCCUCCAGGGUCAACGAGGUGACUUCGCCAACCCUCCCCCUGGGACAGUCUGCGAUUCAAACAUAACCCGUCCUGAGUGGUUCGACUUCUUCCUUGUGAGUCAGUCCGUACGCCAGGGUACAGUCACUCCCACCCAUUACAAUGUCAUCUAUGACACCACUGGCCUUAAACCAGACCACUUCCAGAGACUUGCUUACAAGUUGACACACUUGUACUACAAUUGGCCUGGAACUGUACGUGUACCAGCUCCAUGUCAGUAUGCCCACAAACUGGCCUUCUUGGUUGGACAGUCUCUACACAGAGAGCCCUCAGCAAGCCUAGCUGACAAGCUUUUCUUCUUGUAAAAAGCUCAGUUUAAAACUUAACCAGCUCUGUACCAAGGUGUACUUUUGCUUCCUUUUCCAUGUAUGGAGCAUCAAUAGUUUAUAUUAUAACUGGGGACAAACCCAAUGUUUUGGUUAUAUGGGAUUUUAACAGUCCAUUUCUAGUAUACGUUGAGAAGUGAUAAUAUAUCGACAUUCAUUUAUUACCAAAAAAAGUAUUCAAGAGAACAGGCAGCUUAUCUGUUUGUUUUUAUCAUCAUAUGGCAUCACCAUAUUCUCUCUAAACAUUUCCAAUAUCUUGUUCAAAGUUGAUAGGAUUAUUUUUUUCAAUUAUGAUUAUUAUUAAGUUGAUUAAGUAGAUCGAAAAAAGAUUGUAUUUUCGUAAUUAAUAAAAUUGUUUGAAAUCA